This is a messenger RNA of Paramormyrops kingsleyae, 4997 nucleotides long. It is a transcript of the gene ap3d1, whose product is annotated as adaptor related protein complex 3 subunit delta 1. Lineage: Eukaryota; Metazoa; Chordata; Actinopteri; Osteoglossiformes; Mormyridae. Gene Ontology annotation, biological process: neurotransmitter receptor transport, postsynaptic endosome to lysosome; protein targeting to vacuole; synaptic vesicle budding from endosome. Gene Ontology annotation, cellular component: membrane coat; endosome membrane; terminal bouton. The record is from RefSeq and is a predicted model, not a curated record.
CAUCUUGUCAGCCAUUUCCUAGCUGAUUCUGCACAGAUUCUGGGUACCGCGCUGAGGUUUGCUUCACCCUGUCUGAGGCGGCACCGACGAACACAUAAAUAAGCCCGAGGCCGGCGGUGGCCGCAGUGAGGACUCCAGCGGCGUGAAGACGCUGGGUCAGCCCGCUCCUGGGGACUCCUCCUGCCGACCGGCGGGACCGCAGGGACGCAGCAGCCAUGGCUCUGAAGAUGGUCAAAGGCAGUAUCGACAGGAUGUUCGACAAGAACCUGCAGGACCUGGUGCGCGGCAUACGGAACCACAAGGAGGACGAGGCAAAGUACAUCUCCACCUGCAUAGAUGAGAUCAAACAGGAACUCAAGCAGGACAACAUCGCAGUCAAGGCCAAUGCUGUGUGCAAGCUCACCUACUUGCAGAUGCUGGGCUACGACGUCAGCUGGGCAGCCUUCAACAUCGUGGAGGUUAUGUCUUCCUCCAAAUUCACAUACAAGAGGAUUGGCUACCUGGCAGCUUCCCAGUGCUUUCACGAAGGCACUGAUGUCAUCAUGCUGACCACCAAUCAGAUUCGUAAGGAUCUCAGUAGUCCUAACCAGUAUGACACAGGAGUCGCUCUGACUGGCCUGUCAUGUUUUGUGACCCCUGACCUCGCUCGGGACUUGGCCAAUGACAUUAUGACCCUGAUGUCCCACACUAAACCAUUCAUCCGAAAGAAGGCUGUGUUAAUCAUGUACAAAGUGUUCCUGAAAUACCCAGAGUCCUUACGGCCGGCCUUUCCCCGUCUUAAGGAGAAGCUGGAGGACCCUGACCCUGGGGUCCAGUCAGCAGCUGUGAACGUCAUCUGCGAACUGGCCAGACGGAACCCCAAAAACUACCUGUCCUUGGCUCCGCUCUUCUUCAAGCUCAUGACCUCCUCCACCAACAACUGGGUCCUCAUCAAGAUCAUCAAGCUGUUUGGGGCCCUCACUCCCCUGGAGCCUCGCUUGGGGAAGAAGUUAAUCGAACCGCUGACAAACCUCAUCCACAGUACCUCAGCCAUGUCUUUGCUGUAUGAGUGUGUCAACACUGUCAUUGCAGUGCUGAUCUCACUCUCCUCUGGGAUGCCCAAUCAUAGUGCCAGUAUUCAGCUCUGCGUGCAGAAACUGCGCAUCCUGAUCGAGGACUCGGACCAGAACUUGAAGUACCUGGGUCUACUGGCCAUGUCAAAGAUAUUGAAGACCCACCCCAAGUCGGUGCAGUCCCACAAGGACCUCAUCCUGCAGUGUCUGGACGACAAAGACGAGUCCAUCCGACUUCGGGCCCUCGAUCUUCUUUACGGCAUGGUUUCCAAGAAGAACCUGAUGGAGAUCGUGAAGAAGCUGAUGCUGCACAUGGACAAGGCGGAGGGGACCACUUACCGCGAUGAGCUGCUCACCAAGAUCAUCGACAUCUGCAGCCAGAGCAACUACCAGUACAUCACCAACUUUGAGUGGUACAUCAGCAUCCUGGUGGAGCUGACCCGGCUGGAGGGCACCCGCCACGGGCACCUCAUCGCCUCGCAGAUGCUGGACGUGGCCAUCCGGGUGAAGGCCAUCCGGGGCUUCGCCGUGGCCCAGAUGGCCAUGCUGCUGGACAACGCCCACAUGCUCACCGGCAACACGCAGCGCAACGGCAUCUGCGAGGUGCUGUACGCCGCGGCGUGGAUCUGCGGCGAGUUCUCCGAGCACCUGAAGGACCCGCUGCAGACCCUGGAGGCGAUGCUGCGGCCCAAAGUGGCCACCCUGCCCGGCCACAUCCAGGCAGUCUACGUGCAGAAUGUAGCCAAGCUGUUUGCCACCGUCCUACGUGGCCAGGAGGGCGUCCCUGACAGGCAGGUGGCACAGGAGACCAGCCAGCUGCUCAUUGACAGGCUGCCACUCUUUGUCCAGAGCGCCAACCUGGAAGUGCAGGAGAGGGCCUCCUGCAUCUUGCAGCUGGUGAAAUAUGUUCAGAAGCUGCAGCAGAAGGAGGUGCAGGUUGCUGAGGAGGUCACGGCCCUGUUUGCCGGGGAACUGAACCCUGUGGCCCCCAAGGCACAGAAGAAAGUGCCGGUCCCCGAGGGCCUGGACCUCGACGCGUGGAUCAACGAGCCGCCGUCGGAGAGCGAGUCCGAGGACGAGAAGCCCAAGGCCGUCUUCGCCCAGGAAGAGCAACGGCCCACCCGCCCCCGACACCCCGAGGUGGACGAGAAGGAGCUGGCCAGGCGGAGAGAAGCCAGGAAACAGGAGCAGGCGAACAACCCGUUCUACAUCAAGGCCUCGCCGUCCUCCCAGAAGGUGUACGCAGAAACCCCAGGUGUGGAACACAUUCCCGUGGUGCAGAUCGACCUCAGCGUGCCUCUCAAAGUCCCAGGGAUGCCCAUGUCUGACCAGUAUGUGAAGCUGGAGGAGGAGCGACGGCAGAGGGAGAAGGCAGAGAGGAAGAAGAAAAAGGAAAAGAAGAGGAGGAAGGAUAAAUGUGGGCGGGGUCACCGGGCAGAGUCGGGCGGCGAGAGCGAGGAGGACAUCACGCCGGCACAUACGGUGGACAUCGUCACCGAGGAGAUGCCGGAGAAUGCUUUGCCCAGUGAUGAAGAUGACAAGGACCCCAGCGACCCCCACAAAGCUCUCGACAUAGACCUCGAUAAUCUGGUGAUGGGAGCCACACGCAGGCCGCUGGUGGACAACGAGAAGCUGCCCGUGAGGGCACACCGGCCCCCGGACGCCCUCAAAAGUCCGGUGGAGGGGGGCGAGGGGGAGGGCGUCGCUCAGGAGCCGAAGAAGAAGAGCAAGAAGGACAAGAAAGAGAAGGAAAAGAGGAAGAGCAAAGAGCGGAAGAAAAGCAAAGAGGAGAAGAAGAAGAACAAACACGGGCAGGAAAGGGGAGAGGAGCCCGAGGCGGGGUCGGCGGAAGAGCCCGCGGCUAUGGCGGCGGCUGCAGAGGCGACGACUCCACCUGCGGUGACAACGGCGGAGGUAUCUGAUCUGGAUUUUUGGCUCUCUAGUGCUCCAGUGCCCUCUAAUAAAAAGGAGGCAGCGGUUCCAGUUCCGGAAGUCGUCCCUGAUGCCGCCCCGGUUUCUGAGCCGGACGAGCCCAAAGACGCUGAGCUUGAGGAGCCUAAAUCCUCCAAACACAAGAAGAAAAAACAGAAAAAGGAGAAGGAGGACAGGGAUAAGAAAAAGAAGAAGCGGCACCAUCGUCACCAUAGCGACGGGGGAAGAGCAGAGUCUGUGCGGAACGGCGAGGAGGAAGAGGAAGAGGAGCCUCUUCCACCAAUGUCCAACUACUGCCUCCUUGCUGAGAACCCUUACAUCAAAAUGUCGUACGACAUCCAGGGCAACUUGCAGGAUGGCAGCCAAGUGGUGGUGUCCGUAAUAUUCGAGAAUAAAAGCAGCAGCAGCAGCUUCCUGAAGUGCAUGGAGUUCAAUGUGCUGGACUCCCUCAAUUCCAAGCUGCAGCGCCCCGAAGGUGCCAGCCCCCACGAGGCUGUCACCAUCCCAUUCCAGCUGCCCCCUGGAGUCUCGAACGAGGCGCGCUUCGUCUUCUCCGUGCAGAGCAUCGUCAUGCCGCAGAAGCUGAAGGGGACCCUCGCCUUCAUCGUCAAGUCUGAGGAUUCCUCCACUCAUGAGAAACUGGAUUUCAAACUGCACUUUACCUGCACCUCCUACAUGAUCACCACUCCGUGUUACAGUGACGCCUUCGCCAAGCUGCUGGAAUCCGGGGACCUGAAGGCGAGUUCCGUGCGGCUGGAGGGCGUCAGCAUGCCUUUCCACCACCUCCUCGCCAGGAUCUGCUUUCACCACCACUUCUCUGUUGUGGAGAGAAUCGAUUCCUGUGCUUCUAUGUACAGCAGGUCAAUCCAGGGUCACCAUGUCUGUCUGCUCGUCAAAACUGUUGACCAGACUGUGUCAAUUGAUGCCAAAUGCGACGAGCCAUCGCUGCUGGAGAACGUGCUACAGGAGAUCAAGCAGACCUUCGCCAAGUGCUGAUUGUGUCCCGUUGUCCCCUGUGCCCCAGAAACGCUCGCAUACUCACACACACACACAGGCAUAACAACACUGUCUGUUACACCCAUGUUCCCUGUCUUUCACUCUUACUUUCUUUUACCCGGUUGAUUAGCAGCUCCAUCUAUACCUGUCACCCAGUCUAUUCACCCUCAAACCUAUUUACUCAGUCUUGUGGCCCAUUUACUGUAAUUAAACUGCUACAUCGUUGCUUUUUUCUCCUCGGUUCUAAGUACUUCCUGUCACAUGGUUGUGUUCAGCUUCCUGUGAUGUGGUCUCCCUCCACCUCUCUGUUUACUGCAGUCGCUCCCUAACCUCUCAUCUGCUGGAUCUUUUCAGGCCUCCGGGUGAGACUGGACUUUUCCCCCUUUCUUUUUUUUUUUUUUUUAACGUUUUCUGUUCUGUUGCGUUCUGUCACCGCGAAGCUGUGCCCCUGAAAACUGACACACCUGGGUUCGGUUUCUCUGCUGCGGUCCUGCUCCUGUUAUUUCAGACUGAAUCUCCAAUAGUCUGGUUUUCACUACCAGCCACUUUACUCUGUUAGUUUUCCCUCCCUUCCUGAACUCAGACUUAUUCUCAUUAGCCAACAAUUCCUCAAAAGGAGAAGAAAAGUUUUUAUCCUACAUACUUGUAAUAUAGUUUGAUGCAAAAGCUAUACUGGAUCAAGAGGAAACAAACAGGCUUUUGUCCAGGCCAGUGUUAGGGACUUAUGCACUUAAUUUCAUUUUCAUGUAAUAAAUUUUCCCUGAAUGGAAGGUUUCAGAUUCCUGGAAUAAGAGUGAUCCAUCUUGGCCAGACCUCAGUUCCCCAUGUCAGUGUGCUUGAGCUCUUUGGGUUUGUAAGGAUGAAGAUGUAGCUCUCAGACGGCCUGGAUCACUGCUUCUCCUCAUUACCUUUGAAUACUUCAUUGUCCAGCGUAACUGAUCCUGUUCCGCACUCUGGGAACCAGCAUGUUUUAACCGCUUAUGUUAGUAUGUGGCUCCUUAUCAGGUUACCUGUAUC